Eruca vesicaria subsp. sativa (arugula) is the source of this 889-nucleotide messenger RNA. Lineage: Eukaryota; Viridiplantae; Streptophyta; Magnoliopsida; Brassicales; Brassicaceae. The record is from the annotation of a GenBank genome assembly.
CUAACACAAAAACUACAAAACGCAACGCCUAAAAUGUUUUUCCUUUAACCUUUUACCCUCUCCUUCGCAACAUUUUCCAGGAAGCAAAUCUGCCGCAAGAGAGAGAUGGGGAAGAACAAUAAGAUCGGAAGCGUCGUACUAAUCCGUCAGAUGCUGAAACAAUGGCGGAAGAAAGCUCACAACGACACUGUUUCCGACGUACCUCCUGGCCACGUGGCGGUUUCCGUCGGCGAGAAUCGGCGGAGGUACGUCGUCCGCGCGAAGCAUCUGAACCAUCCGAUCUUCCGGCGGCUCCUCGCGGAGGCGGAGGAGGAGUACGGAUUCUCCAAUGCUGGUUUGUUAGCGAUCCCUUGCGAGGAGUCGUUGUUCGAGGAGAUCGUUAAGGUCGUGACUCGGUCGGACUCGGUUGUGGAUACGGCGUCGUUCGAGGAUAUAAGGAGAUGCAGACACGUGGGGAUGGGGAGGAAGGUGGAGUAUUUAGGCGAAUCUCGGCCGUUGCUUCCUGGGAUUGCUGAGAAGUCUGUAUGUUGAAAAGACGAACCGGAAUCUGUUUUAAUUUGCAAACCGGAUUUGAUUGAAUGCUUUGGUUAGAGAGAAUUUUUUUAAUCUCUAAUUGGAGAUUUGGUUAAGUCUUUUGUUUUUUUUUGGUUUUGCUAAUUUUUAUGGUUUAGUUUGACAGGGAAGUUAAGGAGAUGACAAUUAGUGGUUUGAUUGUUUUUUUUUUAUUUGGUUUAUAUCGCUAAUGUCAUCCCAGGAUUGAAAGAAAAGAUUGAAGGAGAUGGUGUUUGGUUCGAGAGCCUCAGUUUUUAGAUAUUUUGGAUUUAGUCAAAAAUCCUUUUUAUUUUGUUUUUGGCUAUUUCAUUUUGUAUCUUCAGAUUUCUGGAUUUGU